Insectozyma verbasci is the source of this 1605-nucleotide messenger RNA. The record is from the annotation of a GenBank genome assembly. Lineage: Eukaryota; Fungi; Ascomycota; Pichiomycetes; Serinales; Debaryomycetaceae.
AUGGUUGAUUUAAACAAUAUUAUUAGUUAUAGUCAACAAUUUUUAAUUCUUCAUUUACCAACUUGGUAUGGCGCAUUAAUUGUUUCAGGUUUAAUUUAUUUAACAGUAGUUCAAAUUAAAAGAGAAAUUUUCAUUUGGAAACAUGGUUGCGAAGAAACUGUGUUUUUUAAACAAGGUGGUGUAACUGGUUUAUACUUGGCUUAUCAAUUACAAUAUCAAAAGAGAAUUGGUCAUAUGGUAGAUUAUGCAACUGAAUUAUUUUAUGAAUUAGGUGGUAAAUCAACGUUCUAUGCAAGACUAUUUGGUGUUAGAGUUGUUGCUAGUUGUGAUCCUGAAAAUAUAAAAGCUGUUUUAGCUACUCAAUUUAAUGAUUUUUCAUUAGGUACAAGACAUGCACAUUUUGCUCCUCUAUUAGGUGAUGGUAUUUUUACUUUAGAUGGUGAAGGUUGGAAACAUUCUCGUCAAAUGUUGAGACCACAAUUUGCAAGAGAACAAGUCAGUCAUGUUCAAACUAUUGAACCACAUUUACAAGUUUUUGCAAAACAUAUUAAGAAAUUUCAAGGUCAAAAAUUUGAUAUUCAAGAAUUAUUCUUUAGAUUGACUGUUGAUACAGCUACUGAAUUUUUGUUUGGUGAAUCUGUUCAUUCAUUAUAUGACGAAUCAAUUGGGUUGGAAUGUCCUCCUGAUGUUAAAGAUUUUGCUGCUGCUUUUAAUGAAACUCAAAAAGAUUUAGCUGUUAGAACUUAUUUACAGGUUGCUUAUUUCUUGUAUAAUCCAUCUUCAUUUAAACAAAAUACUAAAAUUGUUCAUGGUUUUGCUAAAAAAUUUGUUAACAAAGCUUUACAAUUGACACCACAAGAAUUGGAAGAAAAAUCAAAAACAAGUUAUACUUUCUUAUAUGAAUUAGCUAAACAUUCAAAAGAUCCAAAGAUUUUACAAGAUCAAUUAUUAAAUAUUAUGGUUGCUGGUAGAGAUACAACUGCUGGUUUGUUAUCGUUUACUUUCUUUGAAUUAUCUAGAAAUCCAGAUGUUUGGGAAAAAUUGAAACAAGAAAUUUAUACAAAUUUUGGAUCUGGUGAAAAUGCAGAUAUUCCAGCAAUUACAUUUGAAAGUAUGAAGAAAUGUGAAUAUUUGAAAUGGGUUUUAAAUGAAGUUUUAAGAUUAUAUCCAUCAGUUCCAAUAAAUUUUAGAGUUGCAACUAAAGAUACUUGUAUUCCAAGAGGUGGUGGUAAAGAUUUAAAUAGUCCAGUCUUCAUUGCAAAGGGAACUACAUUUGCUUAUUCAGUUUAUGUAAUGCAUAGAAUGACUCAAUAUUAUGGUAAAGAUGCUCUGAUUUUUAGACCUGAAAGAUGGGGAAAUAUGCCAAAAUUAGGUUGGGCUUAUUUACCAUUUAAUGGUGGUCCAAGAAUUUGUUUAGGUCAACAAUUUGCUUUAACUGAAGCAAGUUAUGUUAUAGUAAGAUUAGCUCAAAUGUUUCCAACUUUAAUUAGUAGAGACAAUAAACCUGAUCCAUGUAAUAAAUUAGUUCAUUUAACUAUGUCACAUAUGGAUGGUGUUUGGGUAGAAAUGGAUGAAAGACAGAGCGGAGAAAAACUUACAAUUUAA